UCGCGAGAUCGACGGCCAGUUGAGGUUAUGUCGUCGUGUGACGAGCGGGAGAUGAGAUCACACGCGGAAUGGACAACAAGUUACACUUCUACCAGUUUCUCUGAACACUGGAAACCGAGAAAGCGUCUACCGCUUCCAUCAUAUAUACGACGUUUAAGUACGCAACUCGAUCAGCUUGACAAACGCUGUAUAAAUAAGAUUCAUAAUUCACGAGUGAUGUCUGUGCCACCUGAUCCUCAUGCUCGAAAGCCCAUACGAUUAGAAGAUUGUGAUAAAAGCUAUGCAAGCGAUGAUUUUCAUAAAUUACAUAGGAAAAGUGAGAGAUCACCUGACUGGCUAGAGAGAAACACAUUUGAAGAUGAAGAACUAUCUGUUAACGGUGAUGAUAUUGAUUAUGAUGGACAGAUGACAAGAAGUCCUAGAAAAGCACGGAAUGAGGAAAUACAAUCUUCUCGUGCACAAAGCCACUCCAGGACUGCCUCUCCACAAAGAAGAAAGACUCCUUCAAAAAGAGAAUCAAGAUACAGAGGAAGCUCCGGAAACGAGCCAGACGUGUACAGUCUCUCUUGGCUAUUCACGUCUUUUAUUAAUAUCGUGUGGCAUCAUCCCUUCAUCAGCAUAGCAAUACUUUUGCUUUUCAUGUGUAUGCUGCGUCCAAGUAUGAGCGAGAAACAUGUACAACAUAUGGACAAUCCUAAUUUGCUAUUGUGUAAAUCCAUCGAGGAAGUCAGAGCAAAGUUUCACAAUCAGGAAUCGGAUAUCUGGAAUGACAUCUCAUCCGCGAUCAACGAAAUAAUAUCACGAACGCCCAAAGUACCUUCCAUUAUUUUACUGUACGCGAACGAAACGAGCACGAUGAACUGCUUGGCCACGGAGAUCGCGCGCGUUAGUAGCACUCUUUUACAUACCGAUGGUCCUAUGCAUUUAGAUCCGAAAGACUUUGGGGAUGAUGCAGGUGUAAUUAUUAACGAGUUGAAUGAAAGGCUUCCCUCAAAGAAGGUCGUGAUAAUCCGCGAUAUUCUGAACAUCAACGCCAAAGCGAUAAGAGCAUUGCAUAAUUUGUGUGAUAGGAUAAAUCCUUUGGUUGGAGAGGCCAUUUAUAUUCUUACUAUGCAAACAAACGGUUAUGAAUCGACAGAGAAACGCCUGGCCCUUGUAGAGAAGCAGAUUUACCGGAAAUUGUCGGAAAGCAUCGAUCGGGAUAUCUUAUCGGCACUUGUAACGCGCAUUACAGACGGGGCGAUUGUAUCCGUACAACCCGAACCGCACUUGCGAUACUGUACUUGAUCCAUUUGCUAUUGCACGCACUAGUACAUAUAAGGUGAUAUUUAUGUAAAUAAUAAAGAAUUAAUUGGUAAGAGUUAAGUAAUACAGAUAGAAAUUAAUAUAUGAUAUGGAAAGUAAAUACUUUGCAGUAAAUUGCAGCCUUGAGACUGCUAUUAAUGUUGAACUAUUAUGUUAAACAAGGAAUUACACGAGUUUCUUUGCCUUAAAUAUAUAAUAAACAGUGUUCUUUUUUAAACAACAGUCACGAUUAUUUAUUAAUUUAUAUUUCGAUAUAUGUCGUGAGAAUUAAUCAUUUAAAGUUUUGUUUCUCUAAUGCUGUGAAAGUUGCAAUGUUGAAUUAGAAGAUUUAAUUGUUUUCACAUUUGGAAUGAUAACAUUAUUAUUAUUAUUGUAUUUAUUUGUAUAACGAUAUUAUAAUAAUAUGUGUGGUUCAUCAUGGCAUUCGUAAUCGAGUUUGUUAUUAAUUGCAAGUUAAGAAAAUACAUAAGAUGUAGAUCUGUUAAUUUAACUUUAUUUUGUUAUGUCAAUAUUACACGAAAUAAAUUUCAUUUUUAGUGAGCCUUUUUCAAUUCGCAAUCGCAAUUUCAUAUUUCUAUGUAUAUUCAAAAAAUAUAACGACACUGCUGUAUUUAGCGAUUUCACGCAUAUAUUUCCGAAUGACAUAUUUAUUUAGCUUCAAAAUAAAAUACAAUAAUUAUGA
This is a messenger RNA of Ooceraea biroi (clonal raider ant), 1987 nucleotides long. It is a transcript of the gene TORIP, whose product is annotated as Torsin interacting protein. The record is from RefSeq and is a predicted model, not a curated record. Gene Ontology annotation, biological process: membrane organization. Gene Ontology annotation, molecular function: ATPase activator activity. Gene Ontology annotation, cellular component: membrane. NCBI's taxonomy places the organism in Eukaryota, Metazoa, Arthropoda, Insecta, Hymenoptera, Formicidae.